AUGGCAGCAUCAGCCGGGUUGAUUGUGUUGGGGAUGGUGGCAGUGUCUCUGCUCGACGGCUCUCACGUCCGUCACACCGAGCUUGGCUUGGCAGGCGUUGCGAACCCUGUGAAGUUCAAGAUCCUAGCGAAAGACCUGCAGAAGGCUCAGUCCAAGUUGCAGAAGUUCCUCAACGGGCUCGACGUUCAGAAGGCAGGGUCCAUCCGCGGAUCAGUUGCGACCGACGAGAUGGAGGCGAGCGCAAUCAUCAACGGCAACGGGGGGGACAUGGAGAAGAAUAUGGCGAAGCCUUUCAGCGAGGUGGACGGGGCGCACUCGGAUCCUUCGGGAGUCGCGUCAGCCAUCAUCAAGCAAGUAGACAAGGAUGACAUCGACGUGACGGGCAAGGCAGGAGCGAUGAACUAUAAGAAGAUCUUGAAGGAGGCCUCCAAGGACGACCCCCUCGGAGCCGCAUGGCUCAGGGGGUCUCUACCCAACUACGAUGCGGAGGCUAGCUUCAUCACCAAAGAUGUGUCAGGAAACUUCGAAAAAGAGCUUGAGAAUGAUCCCGUCAUCAAGGUUGCUGGAGGCAAGACAUCAGCGAGGGUGGUAGCAGACGCGAUAGUAGACGAGGCGACCAAGGACAAGAACGACGUUGACUGCACAGGAGUUGUCGACGGCUCCGGCAUCCAUGGUAUCGGCCAUGGAUCUCCUCCAUGUACCACCAUGUCCGAAGUUGUGAAAAGCGAGGAUUGA
Messenger RNA from Guillardia theta CCMP2712, 735 nucleotides. RefSeq lists its product as hypothetical. The transcript has 5 exons. NCBI's taxonomy places the organism in Eukaryota, Cryptophyceae, Pyrenomonadales, Geminigeraceae. The coding region runs from base 1 to 735 and encodes 244 amino acids. The record is from RefSeq and is a predicted model, not a curated record.